Messenger RNA from Lodderomyces jiufengensis, 1248 nucleotides. RefSeq lists its product as uncharacterized. The record is from RefSeq and is a predicted model, not a curated record. The coding region runs from base 1 to 1248 and encodes 415 amino acids. Lineage: Eukaryota; Fungi; Ascomycota; Pichiomycetes; Serinales; Debaryomycetaceae. The transcript has a single exon.
AUGAAUCACAAUUCAUCAUCAAUUAGUUUUGAUAUCAAUUCUAUCAAAGAAACCUUAGAUCAACUGUCUUCAUAUAUAUUUGUGUUACCAGUAUUACUAUUAGUAGCUUACUAUUUCAAAACUCAAAAUGAUUUAAAACCAAAAUCCAAAUCUUUGACACCAUCAGUAAAAGCAACUGCUUCUAAAAUGGAUCAACGUCCCUUUGGUUAUUGGAAACCAGAUUUAACUUGGAAAACUCCCACACCAAAAGAAUAUCCAAAUUGGUCAGUGAAAACAACUAAACCAGUACCAUAUCGUGCUUUCAAACAUAAAUAUAAUGUUACAAUGGCUAUUAGAAAUAUGCCUUGGGAUUCAUGGAUUGAAUUAGAUAAUCAAUGGCUUAAAUUCCAUAAUAUGAAAUUGAAAAGAAUUGCAGAAAAAGGUCAAGACGUUUGGAGAAUUAGUCCCAAAGCAGUUGAUGCAGCUUGGGAAUUAUUACAUGAAUUAAUUGCUUUCACAAGUGCAAAAUAUCCAUCUUUAAUUAAAUUUGAUAAAGAAAAACAAAUUUUAAAAAUUACUGAAACAAAUCAAACAUUUGAUUUAAAAGCAAAAGAUUUUAAUCCAAUAAUUACAGCUGCAAAUUUAGUUCAAGAUGAAUUAGUUUUAAUGAUUGAAGAUCCAGAAGAUGGUCAAUAUUCAUUAGAAGGUGGUUGUAUAACAAUGGCAGGAUUUUGGAAAUUUAAAGAAAAAUUUCAAAUGAAAUUAGAUGAAAUUCAUACUUCAGGUUCAGUUCCAAAAUAUGAAACUCAUUUAGGUCCAGCAAUGAAUAAGUUUUUCCGUCGUUUAACUGUUGAUUCACCAGUUGUACGUAAUAAUUAUUUUAUACAAACUGAUGAACAUAUUGAUUGGUCAAGAUCUAUUGGACCAGAAGAAAGUGAUUCUGUUGGUUGGAAUGCAGCUACAAAAGCAACAAAUAUUAAAGAUUUAUGGUUCAGAUCAGAAAGACAAACUGUUCGUAGAUUACCAAAAACCGGUGCUAUUGCUUUUACUAUAAGAACUUAUUUUAUGCCAAUAACUGAAAUGUGUGAAGAACCAUAUGUUCCAAGAAGAUUAUUGAAUGGUAUUAAAAGUUGGGAUGAAGAUGUUAAUGAAUAUAGAGGAUUUGCUGUUUUUAAGGAUGUGUUAUUACCAUAUUUACAAAAGAGAGCUGAAGAACAAGAAGCAGAUGGUUUGGUAUUGGAUGAUGAACCACAAGAUUAUCCUUAUUGA